AUGGAAAAAGAAUUAUCAGAAACGUCAGUCUCAUCAUCUUUGCGAAGAAAAUCUAUUUUGGUACAGAAUUCAUUACAACCUAAUUUAGUAGAAAACAAUGAUGAAGCUGAAAAAUUGGCUAGACGAUAUGAAAUAAGUGCUACAUCAAUAGAAAAUGUAAACACAAGCAAUAAACGGAGAUCUUUGGGGCUUGGGUGUUUAGCCCAAAUGUCAUCACAUCAAAUAAAAGAUCAUAUUAUUGAAUGUAUAAAACUUAAUACUGAAAACAAAAUUAAUGUGAAAAAUGCAUUUAAACUUGAAAUAAUUGACUUUAUGUCAUAUAUGAUAAAAAAACAAGAUGCUAACAUAUGUAAUCUGCAAGCAGCUAGUACAUCUUUAGAUGUAAGCUCAAAAAUCUACGGUUUUCGUGUAGAUGGAGUUCAUACAGAAAUAAUGAAGAUGGUUGGUGGAAUAGAUAAACAGCAUGAUAACAGUCCAAUUGAUGAAGUAAAUGAACAAUUGGAUACUGAGCUACAAAAUGAGAUAAACGAUGUACAAAAGAAAAGAAGAAAAAAGAAAACUAAACAGAAAAUUUUUAGUAUAGCAGAAAAUUUAAAAGGAGCUGUAGAAAUUAUGAAACCUUCUUGGAUAAUGGAGAAUAAAGAUUCACAAACUACAGAUGAAUUGUAUCAAGCAAUGCUAUCAAAUCAUGCAAAUUCAAAAUAUUCUUUACAAUUGUAUAAUGAUGUUAUUAUGGAUAUUGUAGAACAUAAAGCAAAUAAAAAAAGCACAAAAGUAACUAUUUCACAGAUAGAAGAUUUUUCUAAUCUAGAAAUAUGUCCACCUUUAACUAAUUUUGAUUUUCAAGACUGGAAUUAUGGUGUUGACAAAGAAAAAAAAGAAAAUAAAAACACAAAAUCAAAGGAAAAUAAUGAAAAUGGAUUUCAAUUUGAUUUAGAUGCUAGCUUACCAUCUGAGAAUGAAAUAUUUCAUGAUGAUUUGAAUUAUUUGGAUAUCCAAGAUGAUGUAGAAAAUAUAACGAAAUGUGUUGAGAUAGAAAAACCACCAGAAAAAAUUGUAGAUUUAUGUAAAGUUUUAUCUAAUGUCAAUGUGACUAAGCCAUCUGAAUACUCAUUUCUUCAGAAAAGUUCGAGUAUACACUGGGCUGGUCCAUCUCACUGGAAAAUGAACAAUUUUACAAAACUUUCUGGAAGUAAAAUUAUUGCUGCCUGCCCACAGAAGCCGGGUAGAAAAAAAAAAGAAAUAGAAAUAUGUUACGAUGAUAGUAUAAGAGCAGAAAUAUUAUCAAAAUUUAUAAUAAGUAAAGCUUCGAAGUUUGAAAUUGUCAAUUUAGACUGGAAUGAAGAGAGACUUACGUUGCCAAGAGACAUGCAUUAUAAUAUUGCAAGUGCCAGUAAAUUGUACCUUCAUGAAUUAAUACAUAUAAAUAUAAAAAAGCAGGAUCAAUUAGAUGCUACUCAUAUAUCUGAUAUAGAAAAUUAUAAUUAUGAUAAUGAAAAUGAUAUAUCAAAUUAUUGUCCUGAUAUUCCUAAUGAAGACUAUGCAAGUGAAGCUAAUAAUGAACCUGUAUAUAAUAGAGUUGAAGACGAUGAAGUAGCAGCCCAAAUGAUUUUUACUGGAGAUAAUUUAGUAGCUAUUCCUAAAUUAACCAAUAAAAUAUCUAUUACAUAUAGCACACAUGCUAAAACAAUUGAUAUGAGACAAUUAAAAAAAUCCAUUUGGAAAAGCCUAACUAAAUGUAAUAAUACAGAAAUUACAAAAAAUGAAGAAGAAAAAAAGAUAGAAAAUAGAAGUUUUAAUGAAAUUUAUAAAGUAUUGCCGAAUCUAUUAACAAAAACUAAUAUAGAAGCUCUAAGUUUUCCUAUUUCUUUUGUAUCCUUGUUACAUUUAGCAAAUGAGAAAACAUUGAAACUACAAGCUGUUCCAGAUAUGUCUGAUCUUAUUAUAGAAGCAAAUUAA
Heterotrigona itama is the source of this 1959-nucleotide messenger RNA. The record is from the annotation of a GenBank genome assembly. Lineage: Eukaryota; Metazoa; Arthropoda; Insecta; Hymenoptera; Apidae.